Messenger RNA from Pistacia vera, 1921 nucleotides. Its product is annotated as tRNA-specific adenosine deaminase TAD1. Gene Ontology annotation, biological process: adenosine to inosine editing; RNA processing. NCBI's taxonomy places the organism in Eukaryota, Viridiplantae, Streptophyta, Magnoliopsida, Sapindales, Anacardiaceae. Bases 223 to 1689 code for a protein of 488 amino acids. The transcript has 11 exons. Gene Ontology annotation, molecular function: double-stranded RNA binding; double-stranded RNA adenosine deaminase activity; tRNA-specific adenosine deaminase activity. Gene Ontology annotation, cellular component: nucleolus; cytoplasm. The record is from RefSeq and is a predicted model, not a curated record.
GAAAGCGAAUCUUGCGUGCUUUACUGGAUUUAUUUAUUAAAAAUCAUGUACAAUCACAAUUCAACACCCUUCAAUAUAAAAAUUAGGGUUUUGAAAGUAUGUGGAAAUGACGAUGACGGGGUUCUUGAAGUAAGUGGGACCCAAAAUCUUGAUGACCUGUAAAGAUUAUGAAUAGAACAAUCGUGUAGAGUGAGUCGAGUUGAGUUGAGUUGAGUUGAGUGGAUGGAGAGUGAGUCAGAGAGUGCGACAGGGAAAGAAUGGGGAGAGAAAGUAUCAGAGAAGGUAAUAUCUGCAUACAAGUGUCUUCCAAAGAAAGGAAAGCCACAGGGACGCGAAGUCACUGUAUUGGCCGCCUUUCUCCUCUCUUCUCCUUCUCAAGAUUUGGAAGUUGUGGCUCUCGGAACGGGAACAAAAUGUAUUGGUGGUUCGCUAUUGAGCCCGCGUGGUGACAUUGUUAAUGAUUCCCAUGCUGAAAUUAUUGCCCGAAGAGCUUUAUUGAGGUUCUUCUAUACAGAGAUUCAAUGCCUUUCAAAUGCUUUGAAUAGAAAUGAAACCCAAGAGUUGCAAGAUGAAGAUGUUGUUAAAAACUCAGUUUUCCAAUUGGACUCCACAGGUCCUGGCCAAGGGAAAUAUAAAUUAAGAGAGGGCUGGCAAUUACAUCUUUACAUAUCACAAUUGCCAUGUGGGGAUGCUUCACUCAGCUCAUCUUUGUCUCCUUUGAGAACUAUCUACUUCAGAGAAAGUAACUCAUCAGCAGCUCUGGAUGAGCUUAACGUUUCCAUGGAAAGGAUUCACGAGGCUGCAAGAACAAAUUAUGGUAAUGGUGAAACCCUGUCUUACUGCUUAUUGUUAAUUUUUAUGGUCAAUUGUGUUCUACUUUUUAUGGAGCUUUAUUAUAUUUGUGACGGAACCCUGUCUUAUUGCUUAUUGUUAGUAGUUGCAUAUUAUUAUUUUUCAAGUGUUACACUUGCAGAUGAUACCUUGCAACACAUUGGAAAGGUUCAAAGAAAGCCUGGUCGUGGUGAUACAACAUUUUCGGUUAGCUGUUCUGACAAGAUAACUCGUUGGAAUGUUGUUGGAGUUCAAGGAGCUUUGCUUUCCUACUUUGUUCAACCUGUUUACCUUUCUUCCAUUACUGUUGGACAGUCCCCUAACAGUUUUAAAGAUUUUCCCUUGGAAGAUCUCUUGAAAAGAUCUUUAUAUGAUCGGAUUUUGCCAAUAUCAAAUGAGCUUAUGAGUCCCUUUCAAGUGAAUAAGCCACUAUUUUGGGCAGCACCAAUACCACCAAGGGAGUUUCAGCAUUCUGAGACUGCUUCAACCACAUUGACAUGCGGAUAUUCCAUAUGUUGGAAUAAGUCAGGACUGCAAGAAGUUAUUCUUGGAACCACUGGAAGAAAACAAGGAACCUCUGCUAAAGGGGCACUUUCUCCAUCUACUGAGUCAUCUUUAUGCAAAAAGCGAUUUUUGGAGAUUUUCCUGUUGCUAGGGCAUGAAUGCAAAAUCAAAUGUCCAACCAGUGGCAUUUCAUAUCGAGAACUCAAGGAUGGGGCUCAAGAAUACAAUUUAACUUCAAAAACUUUUAAAGGGACAGCACCGUUUAGAAAUUGGUUAUUGAAACCAUUAGAUUAUGAGGCUUUCUCCAAAGCAGUGAGCUGCUUGACUAGGAAGCAUAUUCUUGAGCACCAGUGAGCUUUUCUGUGCGCCAUAAAAGCUGUUAAAGAGCCCCUCCGGCAAAACCUCAAUUUGGUUGUGACCUAUCAAGGAUGGACCAUCUCUUGAUUUGUCAUUACUGAUUUUAUUCCUAUCUAAUGCAUCUAUACUAAGAAGUCGCAAUCUAAUGACACCGUGCUAGCAACCACUAUUGUUCAUGUAUAUUACUUUUUUUCCAGGUAUUGAUGGAAACAUUAAUUUUGCCUGGUGA